AAAUUACCUUAGUUAAAAGGCAUUGCAAAAAUUAGGGCAACACACCUACAUUCUCUCCUCUCUAUCAGACUCCUUCACUCCUCUUCAACAAUGUGAGGUUUUUUCUUCAAAUACAAAAAAUUGGGCAUGAAUCUAGGGUUAAUGUCUGAAAAAUAGAAGAAAACUUUUGAAAUUGUAAGAUUUUUGCUGCAUAACUCUGAAAUUCGAAGUCGUAUGUUGCUGCUCCGCAAGAUUCUUAGGCGAAAGAGUAAACUUCUUUGUGAUUUCAUUCUUGUCUUGUAGAUCUGGGCGACAAUCAUUGUUCAACUUUUCUAAAAUUGAAGUCAGAAAAAAACAGAAUGUAAAGAGAAUAAAUGAUAUGAUGGAGAAGUGCAUCUGUAGUGAGAGGUUCAAUUUUCUGUAGUAGAACGUUUUAUAAGGUUAUCUUUGAAAUUAGUUCAAGUGGUGCUGGAGAAAGCCACAACAAGAAGCUUUCAAUUAAGAUGAUUUGGUCCUGUUUUUCUGGCUAUUUCUAGUUUUUCUGUUGGAAAAAAAGAAUUUUUAAUAUUUAGAAACUCUAUUUCCAAUUCUGUUUUAGAACUUUUAAGACCACGAGUUGUAAAGUUUUCUGGGAGAUGCUCUGUUUUACUUGUUGAUUUCCAAUUCUUUGUUCCGGCCAUUUUUCUGUUUUUACCUCAGAUAAUUUGGCCUUUUUCCUGUUUUAAAGUUUGAAUCUUUUUAUUCGUCAUCAGUCUUAGUUUGUUUGUCAAUUGUAGUGAUUAGUCGUUUUAAAAGCUGUAUUUUGUUCUUGAUUUGGCUCUGCUUUUCAACUUUUAACAACUUUUGCAACUAUGCAUAAUUUAAUCUAACAAGUGUCUGCUACUACUUUAUGGUAGACGACGUUUGAGCUCUAGAAAUGGAGAAAGGAAAGGUGAAUACAUAUUCUUCAGAUACAGUUAGUGGGAAGGGACUAUAUUUUGGGGCUGGUGGAAGUCUGAAUAUAAUCCAACUAAAAUGACUUAGCUUGCAAGGUGAAUCUAGCGAAUAGUCUCAUGAGCUCGUAUGGAUUGAGGAAGUUAAACGGAGAAGAAGGGUUUAGAUUAGUUUGACCUUGAACAUAUCAGCAGAUUUACAAUCAUUGUUCACGUGGAAUACUAAGCAGGAACAUGGACAAUCUAGAGCGUGAUUGGAUGUACAAAAGGUUGGAUGGCCAAGGGGGUAUUAAUUCAAGUUUCAUAACCGGCGUGAACAAGUUUCUCCAGUUUGCUUGUUCUCAGCGCAAUCGCAUGAGUGGUGACAAUGUUAGAUGUCCAUGUAAAAAAUGUCACAACAUUAAAUACAUGGAUGUUGAAACUGUUAAAUUGCACCUUUAUCAGUAUGGAUUUGUUGAGAACUAUUUUCUUUGGAAGUAUCAAGGAGAAAAAAAUGUGACCGGUGAGAUGUCUUCUAGUGGUGAUUUGCAUGGUGGCGCUCAACCUGAAUCGGGAUAUGAGUAUCCAUAUCGACAAAUGGUCUUGAAUGCAGUUGGACCCAAUUUUGGCCAUGGUUUGAGCUGGCAGUCUUAUAAUAAUACUGAACCUGAGUCGUCUUAUUCUUAUAAACCUUCAAUGGCGGCGGAGCCUAAUCCUUCAAUGGAGGAGGAGCCAAAUCUUGAGUGCCAAAGGUUUUAUGAUUUGCUACAGGCUGCUGAUGCAAAAUUAUACCCUGGUUCUUCCCUCUCUCAACUCGCACUAGUUUUCAGGAUGCUAAAUAUUAAAAUGGAGAAUACUUUAUCACAAAGAGGUUAUAACCAAAUGAUGCAAUUGUUGAAAGAGGCUUUACCAGAAGAUAACACAGUGCUUGAUAACUAUUAUGAGACCAAGAAGCUAGUGCGUAGCUUGGGUUUGCCAGUUGAAAAGAUUCAUUGUUGUAAUUCUGGAUGUAUGUUGUAUUGGGGUGAAGAUGAGGACCUCCCAUCUUGCAAGUUUUGUGGACACCAGAGGUACAAACGUCGUGUCGGUUCUCGUAAGAGGAAAUUAAUCCCUUACAAAAAAAUGUAUUAUUUUCCUUUGAUUCCUAGAUUGCGGAGAUUAUAUGCAUCUCAUGCUACAACUGCUGAUAUGAGAUGGCAUCAUGAGCACAUACAAGAGGAGGGUGUAAUGCGUCAUCCUUCAGACUCUAAGGCUUGGAAGAACUUCAACGAAACUCAUCCCUUUUUUGCUGCUGAACCAAGAAAUGUGAGGUUAGGAUUAUGUACUGAUGGUUUUCAGCUUUUUGGUCAUCAAGUGAGGAAAUACUCUUCAUGGCCAGUGAUUGUCACUCCAUACAAUUUGCCUCCAGGGAUGUGUAUGAAAGAAGCGGACAUGUUCUUAACUGUCAUUGUUCCAGGGCCAAACAACCCUAAACAAAAAAUUGAUGUUUAUCUACAACCUUUAAUAAAGGAAUUGACCUUGUUGUGGGAGGACGGGUGUAGAAGCAUUUGAUAUAUCAAAAAAAUAAAAUUUUCAAUUAAGGGCCGCUUUGAUGUGGACAAUCAAUGACUUUCCAGCAUAUUCUAUGUUAUCUGGAUGGAGUACUGCCGGUAACCUAGCAUGUCCUUAUUGUAUGGAGGAAGCACAAUCCUUUAGAUUACGUCAUGGUGGGAAAACAACUUGGUUUGACAGUCAUAAAAUGUUUCUCGACCAAAAUCAUCCGUUUAGGAGAGAUCGUAAAAACUUUCGUAAAGGUCAGACUGUAAGAAGGCUACAACCACCCCUUAGAACAAGAGAGGAAAUCUUGAACCAAAUUUGUGAGUUGGGACUGAGGAAAGUAACUGAGCUAGAUGCACAAGAAGUUAAUGAGAGAAUUUCUAGGUCUUGUGGAUGGAAAAAGACAAGCAUCUUUUGGGAUUUGCCUUAUUGGAGCUCUAACAUGAUCCGACAUAAUCUCGAUGUCAUGCAUAUUGAGAAGAAUGUCUUUGAUAAUGUAUUUAACACAGUUCUUAAUGUUGAUGGCAAAACAAAAGACAAUCCAAAGGCACGUGAAGAUAUGGUAAACUAUUGCCAUCGACCGCAAUUGGCAAAGAAUCCUAUUGAUGGAAGCUAUCCCAAAGCUGCAUAUACAAUAGAGAAGAAUCAAAAAAUUAUCUUGUUCAAUUGGUUGGAAAUGUGAAGUUUCCAGAUGGGUAUGUUUCGAAUUUGAGUCGAUGCCUAGACACAGACAAGUAUAAAUUAUUUGGUAUGAAAAGUCAUGAUUGCCAUGUGUUCAUGCAACGACUAAUGCCUAUUGCCUUUCGUGAGCUACUUCCUAGUAACGUGUGGCAAACACUUACGGAAUUGAGCUUAUAUUUUAAGGAUCUCACCUCGACUGUUCUUCGAGUGGUGGACAUGGAGAGAUUAGAGGCAGACAUCCCAUAGAUCUUGUGUAAGUUAGAGCGUAUAUUUCCUCAUGGAUUCUUUAACUCAAUGGAACAUGUGCAUGUACACCUGCCAUAUGAAGCAAGGAUUGCUCGACCUGUACAAUAUAGAUGAAUGUAUCUUUUUGAGAGGUUAUGAACUUUUUAUGCUCUUAUUAUGACAAGUAUGCUACACAUGACUUUAUGAAUUUAAUUGUCUAUCCAUUUACUUGUAUAAGUACCUUCGAACUCUUAAAAAAAUGAUAGGGAAUAAGGCUAGUGUCGAGGGUUCAAUUUGUGAAGCAUACUUGAUGAUGGAAUCAACACAAUUAUUUUCUCAUUAUUUUGAACCUCAUGUCAUGACACGUAAUCAUAAUGUGGCUCGUAAUGAUGAUGGUGGUGUUA
Messenger RNA from Nicotiana tabacum (common tobacco), 3736 nucleotides. The record is from RefSeq and is a predicted model, not a curated record. Lineage: Eukaryota; Viridiplantae; Streptophyta; Magnoliopsida; Solanales; Solanaceae.